This is a messenger RNA of Manduca sexta (tobacco hornworm), 10859 nucleotides long. RefSeq names its product hydrocephalus-inducing protein homolog. Gene Ontology annotation, cellular component: axoneme. Lineage: Eukaryota; Metazoa; Arthropoda; Insecta; Lepidoptera; Sphingidae. Gene Ontology annotation, biological process: cilium movement; axonemal central apparatus assembly. The record is from RefSeq and is a predicted model, not a curated record.
AAUAGAUCAAGAAAGCAUUACGAAAGAGAUAGCUUUACCCAUUCACGAACAAUUAGAAUCCGUGAUUGACGAAGAUUCAGUUGCUUCUUUCAAUUUUAUGAAAACAAGAACUAUGAAAAAAAUCGCACCAAUGAUAUCUGAUGAAUAUGACGUACAAUUUGAUUGGAUAGGAAAAUUUGCUAGGCAAAAGGCUACAAAGAUCAAUGUGAAUGACGUUUUGCAGCUAGUUCCACAUAGAGGACUUUUAAAACCAAGUGAAAUACAAUAUAUCCAUGUGAUAUUUAGACCUAAAACAAAUAUACAUGUUCGCGCUAUUUUAGAAUGUGAAGUAUUGGGACCUCCAGAAUCUAUAAUAGUGACUGGCCAAAGUUCAGAUUUAAUGUACAAGAUAAAUACUCAACAAAUUAAUUUCAAAAUAAGAUCUUUUCACGAGCUCGCUUUUGAACAAUUGGUUAUAUCAAAUAUAGCACCAUUACUAUUUGAAUACAAAACCUACUUAAAUGAACCUGUGCUUGAAAUAGAAGGAACUAUUCUCGACUUAGUGCCGCCAGAAAAAGCACUAGAGCCUGAAGAAGUAACUGAAAUGAAAAUAGUUGUAAGGCCUGGUGUUGUAGGUUAUUUCAAUAGAGUAUUUCUGUUAGAGAUAGGACAUCUGCCUCACAUACCAAUUGAAGUGUUUGGAUGGGGUGUUAUUCCCCAGGUUUACCUGACUUUACACAGACCAGGCAUUAUUCAUAUACACCCUGAAGUAGGAUAUUUAGCUAUUCCAAUGUUGACAAUGGAAUAUUUAGAAGCAAUUAACGAACUUUUUACGAAAUCUCCAUCAGAACACUUAAAUUCGCCUCUCACUGAAAAAUGUUUCGAAGAUCCUGAAUUGCAACAAAAUUGGCAUAUUUGCUCUUCUUGGGAUGCUUACCCUUCUGUGAUGGACAUUGAAUUAGCGAUAGAAAGAAUUUUAGUCAUAAAUCACAUAAAGUUGCGACCGGAGUUACUAACAGCUUAUUCCAAUACAUCAAAGAUGGGACCUAUUCCUGGAUUUCACACAACAUCUUAUGUAAUCGAUUAUGGAGUUGUGAUAACGGGGAGUACGGUGCAAUGCAUGGCCGAAGUUAUUAAUUAUGGACCUAUUCCUACAAAACUUCAUUUCGCAAAAGGCACUCACAUACCUCCAUGGCUGGGAAUAAAAUUAUGUGGAAAGCUAAGUCCUGGAGAAGCCGGCAAAUUAGAAAUUAUGUUUUCUCCUAGUUCCAACGACUUUAUACAGCUGGAGGAGCCCGUUGAAACGUGUGUUAAUUUAGAGAUACCAUACGGUGUAACAAUACCAAUUCAGAUAAAAGCACUCUGUGCCGUUUUCGGGUCUGGUAAACCUACCUGCAUUUGGUAUGUGACAUUAAAAUUGAAAGCACCUGGCCCCAAUCCUAUGGUGGUGUUGGAUAGUUCAGGAAAAUACGAACCGGGCGAAGGAGGAUGGCUUAGUGUAGCCUUCAAACCAACAAUGGAGAUGACAUACGAAGGCUUACUUAUAUUCAGAUUUCACAUGAAUCCGACUAGAAUGACUAUACCAGUCUCAGGGCAGGGAAUCCUACCACAGGUUCAUAUCAUUGGGCCACAUGUUAACUUUUCCCCUACUCUACCUUGGGCGGAAACUACUGACGUCUACUUUGGAUUAACGAAUCCCCUGCCCUUUCCAAUAGAACUGAUUGUAGCUCAUAGCGAUGAAAAGUGGAAGGAAGAAGAUGAAAUAUAUCAACUACUUACUAAAUAUUAUAACAAACCGGAUGAAAUGCUCGUACCAGCUAUAAGACCUGGGACUGGUUUACCAUUCGAAAUAAUAAACUUCUAUAAGAAAUUUACAGAAAAAGUUACCAAGGCUCUCGAGGAGGAAUCUGCAGCAGCAAGAGCUCUCAGUACUCGGGCUAAUACAGCAGCAAAAAAAACAGCUAAAGGCUCAAAGCCAACUCCGAAAUCAACUACUCCUAAGGAAGCAACUCCAAGAAAGUUUAGAACUGAAGCGGAAAUCGUUGCCGAUGAGAUCAAAUCAUUAAAAGAAAACAAUGUAGAUCCGCUUAAAGAAUGUUUACACGUGUUUGACCAUUCAUCGACCGAUACAAAAACAGACAAAAAUAUGAAAGGUCUUCUCGUCUUUGUACAUGGAUCCCCAUGUGAAGAAGCACAUUGUCAAGAAAUAGCUUACUCUAUCGGAAAAAGGAUAGAUUUACCCACAAUUAAUGUUGACCUCUGUAUUGUGGAAGCACUAUGUAUAUGUGAUUGUCCAGCGAAACAAAUUUUAACCAGUGCGAUACAUGAAACUUUCGAAAUGUCGCAGAAACAUGCGAAAGGGGAUUCAGACGAUAACGAUGGUGUCAGCCAAGAAGCAUUCAAUGAAAAUGAAGAUGAGUUUGAUAUCAUUUUAAGAAAAAUAGAGUUCUUGGCGAAUAAUAAAAACGUUGGAACCCCUCGAUCAAAAGCCAGCGAUAAAAAGAAAAAGAAAUCGUCUAAUUCAUCGAUUGCUUCCCAUUCUGCUUUGGGCGCAAUGGGAUCUACUACACUAUUUCACAUGGAUUUAAUUCAUGAGUUGCUAACGGAUUUUUUUAGCCGUCCUAAAUUUAUGAAAGGCUUUGUAGUAGACUGCUUAACGAGUCUUGUUCUAAAAAAUCCUCCAUUAGUCCUUACUACAGUGUUGAGGUGUAAGCCCACAAUAUGGAACGUACACCUUGUGUUAUGUCAAUCUGAUUUCUAUAGGUGGGCACAAACGUAUGAAGAAACUCACAGGGAAAAUGAUUUGAUUGAUGAGAACAUGUCCAAAGUUUAUGACGAAGUUGAAAUAGAAGGCAUAAUAAAAUCUUUUGAAGAUAUGACUGCAGAAGAAUUUGAAAACUCAUCCCCAGAGUUAAAAUCUAUUUAUAUAAAUUAUGGGUUAGAGGAACGUCGACAAAAAUAUUACGAAUCAAUAGGACAAGUCGGGGAAAUUAUCCGAAAGGACAAAUCUGGUAAAGAUCGUAGCAAAUCUUUGUUGCAAGUAGAUGCAUCGGAGUCAAAGAAGAAAAUAAAAAAGGAGGAUACUAGAGCAAAACCUACAAGCGAAUUCUUAGUUAUGAAUACUAAGUAUAACGAUUACACUAAAAAUACGUACGAGAAUCUUAUCAACAUUGCUAAUAAUUGGGUUUUUGAGGAAAGUGAUGUAGGAAGUCCCAUUUAUGGUUUUAAUGGACAAGUGGUGGGAGCGGCACAAAAAAAGGCAAAAAGGAAAUCCGAAGUUCAAUUUCAGGCGUCAGAAGUUAGUUUCGAAGACAGAGGUUUUCCUCUAACUUUCAUAAUGUGUCCUUGUAUGCAAUACAAAGAAGCGUUGGUGAAUAUGUUUGUGAAUUCGCCAGUGGUACAGGAUGCUUUAAAAGAAGAGGAAGAACAUGAUAUUCUUGCUCUACCAGUAAACAGAAAAGAAUUUACAGUUUUACUUCCUAAGACGUUUCCCACAAUUCAUCAUGAGGAUCCGUUAAAAUGGCGGUACUUAGAUGAAAUGCCGAUAAAAAAGUGUGAAUGUAAUCAAUUAACAGAUCUAAAUUUGUUAGAUGAUACAACGCAAGAUAAUGUACUAAACAUUUUGUCUAAGUGGCAUUGCACUUGUGCCAAGAAAGUAACUUCCUCACAAACGUCUACAAGUGAGAUUCCCUCUACAUCUGUGGAAAACAUAGUGACGGAAGAGAGUGAAUUGGAUAUAUUUUAUCCACCGCCGUUGCGCAGUGUAAAAUCAAUUGCCGCGACUAGCGGGCGCUUAGUGCUGCAGCCUGGUGACCUGGUUAGAUGUAAAUACUCGUUCAGUCCGCAAGUGGAGGGCAAUUUUAGUGUUAAACGAUACGUCGAAGUCAGCGGGUGGCCAGACUCCAGAGUUGAUAUUAACGUUGUUGGUAUAUGCGAUUUACCAAGACUGGAUAGUAGACCAAAAAAAAUGUUCCAAAACUUCGCUAGAAGAGCCGUAGAGGACAAAGUAUACAAAGUGACUUACUUAGAUAAUCUCAAGAUGUUUGAAUUUGGACCCAUAUUUAUAGGAAACUUUAGAAUAUAUGAAGAAGAAUACACAAUUGAUUUGAAAAACUCUUCUUUAAUUACGGCUGAUGUUGAAAUAGAGUUCCAAGAGGAAACUACCGUUUUUCAAAUUGACAAAGAUUUCGUUACAUUAGAGCCGGGAUGUCGUGGAAAAUUGACUAUAUCGGCAGCCCCCGCUGAAGUUGGAAUCCAUAAUAGCGUGCUACUUUUUUGUGUAAAAGAUAAUCCAGAGAUUAUAACGAUUAAUAUUGGUUGCAGUGGAGUAGUACCCGUAGUAGAAAUACUACCGCUUACUAAGCAAAUUGAAUACGGAAAACUUUUACUGUAUCGUCGAGAAGAUGACAGAUUCAUUGUCAAGAAUGACUCUAUUUUGCCAAUAAUGUGGAAAAUACGGAAUUCCCAGGAGUUCAUGGAAGAUUUUAUUAUAGCUCAAACAUCAGGCAUCGUACCCAGACAGGAUAAUCAAGUAGUUCCAGUGACAUACAUUGCGUGUAGAGUCGGUGUUAUUUCGCAUAAAACUCUCACAAUUGAUAUAUACGACGCGGAUGGCCGAGGUGAACCAAUGUUAAUUGACACCUUAUACUUAUCGGCCGAGUGUUACGAUGUCAUGGUUGAAUGUGCCUACGAAAAUCCCGCUGAAACGUAUCUUAAUUACGGAAACGUGAAAGUAAAUUCCACUGUGGUCAGAGAAAUGUAUUUGUUGAACCGUGGCAAAUAUAACAUUUAUUUUAAGUUGAAAAAAGUACGAAACUUCCCGGAACCCUCUUUAUUGAGAUCCUUCGAAGUAACUCCGGAGUGUGGUAUAAUUCCUUCGAGUCUGAGACUGGUGUCGAUCGAAUUUGAGUGUACACCCACUACGUCGAUUAAUCUCGUAAAUGUGCCCGCCUAUAUAUGUUCUUUAUUGGACGGCAGUAAAGAUCAGGUUGUUGUUGCCAAGUUCCCAGUAUGUGUGACAAUUGCAUCGUUUUACAAUACGUUUACUUUAUUCCCAUUGGGUGAAUUAAACUUCCACAUAAUACCGGUCGGCAGUGGAGUUAUGAGGGAAGUGAUAUUAAAUAAUACUAGUAAAUGUCCUUUUACUUACGAGAUCAUUUUACCAAAAGUCUACCAAAUAGAUCCCAAUGCACCGCCUGCUAUGAAGCUAAAAGAUAACAAAUUGAAAAACCCACCGAUGAAGUGCGGAAACUUCAUGAUACUGAACGAUGACAAUUUACUCGCUCCUGGGACAAGUCGAACAUUGCAAAUACAAUUUUUAGCAACAGCGGCUAGGAAAUUCGAGGAGACUAUAAAGUUUAUAAUAAGUGAUACCUGCCCUGCCGAAGCUCAGGGCGUGCCACUAAAGCUGGUCGGCACAGGAGCCAUGCCAACUUUGGAUAUUUGGAACAUAGAAACCACUUUUAGAGAACAUCUGAUUGUUAAAGAUCUUUCUGAAUAUAAAGUGCCCGAAGAAUAUAGAGCAGUUUUAGAAAUAAAAUUGAAACUUCUUGACAACCAAGAACAAUCCUACAAGAUCUGCUUGAUAGGCGAAGGAGUUAUACCGAGGUUGCACAUGGUGUCCCCGCCUGUAAGACAGCACAGAAUCGCCUUACUACAAUUCCCAGUGACAUGCCUGGGCUCUAUCAGCACAAAACCUAUAAAGUUUAAAAAUAUAAGUUCUGUGAAAGCCGCUAUAGUGCUGGAUGUUAUACAGCAACCUUAUGACUCACGACCUGUAUUUUGGUUAACUGCUGCGCCGAAAUCCGAGAAGAUGGUUAUUAUUGGGAAUAAUGAAGAUAUGAAUGUAACUAUGAAAAUUUUUAUAAAUCCAGACGAAAUUGCAACAAUUGAUGUGCAUUACAAUCCAUUGAAGAAAGGCAGGAUUAGUUGCGACGUAAAACUGACUAUCCUUGACAAUCCAUACGAAUAUUAUACUGUUUUGUGCGAAGCAGAAGCAUUCAUGGAAGAUGUCAUAUUAAUUGGAAUCGAAAUGCUUUCUAUGGAUACAGACAUCGAUGCCUACAAAGCAUCAGUUGAAGGCACACUUUCUACUAUAUCAACAGUAGAUAGUAGGAAGAAAAGUCGCAGUGCGCCACUUGAUAAGAAAAAAUCGAAAGCAGAGGGUAAAAAGGGCAAAAGAAUGUCCGUCAGUUCAAUGAAGCAAACCGAUUCUUCGAGUCAGCCAUCGGUGUUAAAAUACGUUUUGGAUUUUGGUGGCUGCGAAUUGUGUUCUAUGCAGAGAAGGUCGUUUAUAAUGGUCAACAACUCUGACAAAGUGUAUAAAUUCACGUGGGGGGAAGUUGAUCACAUCGUUAUAAGACCUUCAUCAGGAUAUAUUUCGCCGGGCGAAGAAAAAGAUUUAGAGAUAAUGUUUUUCUCCGGGCAACCGGUUGCUAUUAAAAUGGCUUUUAUCAAUUGCUCAUUAACUGCAAUAAGUGAUGACACCCUUACUAUCGAUAUCAAAGGCGCUACGUGGGAUAACCGGCAGAUUGUCACAUUAUUUGACCGUGAUAGACGGGCCAGUCUUAACGAGAGAUGUGAAGUGACAAUAGAUGAGCAACUAGUCACGCCAUCGGAAGCUUUUCUAGGCGCUAUCCAUAUCGUGGUACUUUACUCAGCAACCACAGAGUACACAAAAUAUGUGUGCACGCUAAAGGAGGAAAAGAAUUUAAAGGAUACAUUCAUUUAUCAAACGAGAACAUUCGAAUUUAAUGUGGAUAACGUGGGAAACGUUCCAAUGAAAAUAUCGUGGAAUUUUCAAAUUGACGAUGAAUUUCCAGCCAGAAUAGACAAAUAUAAGCAAAGAAAGAUGAUGGAUGGUCGCGUUAGUGGCAGCCUGCACGAUGCUAAUCAAUCAGAACCAAAUCUUCCUGAGAAAAUGGAAGGAAUGGUUUCUAGCAAAGUGACUUUGUUUAGCGGCAGUGAAGGAAGAGAGAGUGUGGAUACGUGGUUCGAAGUUGAUUUACCUUUUGUAAUCGAACCUACCAAAGGAUGUCUAAAGCCAAAUGAAAGUAAAAAGUUUAAAGUCAUAUUUUCACCUCUAGAGGCAUUUGACUAUACCGUAAGACUGAAAAGCACAAUAGAAAAUUUGGAUCCAUAUGAUCAAAAUGUCACUUGUAAAAUUACUGCGAAAUCUUUGAUUCCGUAUUGCCACUUGGAUAUAGAAGAAAGUGAUUAUUUAACGUCUGGAAGAAGAAAGAUAACUGGAGUUGCUCUGCCGCCCCACAUGACAGUUCUAGAGUUUAAUGUUUUGGGAUCUGGUUGUUAUAAAAAAAAAUUUAACGUGAUAAAUCCGACAUGUGAAGCAUACGAAUUUAUUUUCGAAAUGGUGAUAUCCGAUAAACCAGAAUUAACUCCAGUCCAUUGCGACAUGCUGAAAGGUUUUGUUGAAGGGGGUACUUCCACUGAAGUUACAUUUACAUUUUCUCCCACAGCUCCUGGGGUAUAUGAAUCACAGUGGAAAUUUAUAGUUCCAGUUUUUAAUUUAGUUAUAAAUUUACUAGUUGUGGGUUUAGUAAGAGAACCGGAUGUGGUAUUUUUGCCAACAAUUUUAAUAAUCCGCAACUCUCUAGUGAGUUUUACGAAAACUGAUGUGGUGAUAUUGAAGAAUAAUGAACGUGAAAGUCUUGUUUUUGAAUUCAAAGGCAAUUCCUUAUGCAACGAAACUGGUAAAACGCCAGUGAUUGUUGAUCCCGAAUACGGUUUAUUAAAGCCGCUCUCCGAAACGCCAAUCAAGAUUAUUUAUACCCCAAUUCAAGACGGUCCAUUGUCGUUCAAGAUAUUUUGCAGCAUAACAUACAUGACAAAGUUUUUAACACUUUGUGUAAAUGCAUUGAGUUAUGAAAUAAAACCUAAAGUGACUUAUUAUAUCAUAGGAAAUGAGCAUGUUCUUAACAGUGAUGCGAUUACAAACAUACAUCUCGAUCAGACGGCAUCGACAUACGAGAGAACUAUACCGUUUAUUAUAAAAAAUGACGGAUCAGCUACCUUCUUUUUUGAUUGGCAAUACACCGUCAGUGCUGUGAAGAAAUAUCUCCAGGUAAACAUUGAGCCAAGGAACGGGCACGUAGCCCCGGGAACCAAAGUAGAGUGCGUUCUAUAUUUUACACUCAAGCAAGUACCAGUUCAAGCAUUCCCGGUUACGUUAUUGAUCUCCGACGGUCCUGAAUAUAGCAUAUAUUUACACGCGGAAAUUGAAAAACCAUUGUACCGAUUCUCGUGCAUGGAAUUCGAUUUCGGGAAAUCUAUUGUGAAUGCUCCAGAUAAUACCUAUAAAAAGAACAUUGCUUUUGUAAACGAAGACAAAGUUCCGAUGAUUCUUGACCUGAACUUUACAAAUGUGCCGGAGCUGUUCGUCGAUUACAAAGCCGUAUCAAAUAUUGAACCAGACAAACGCUUAAAAAUAGCAAUUUACUUUAGACCGAAGCAAGUAAGAGAAUAUGAAUUCAAGUUACAGUUCUGGGUGAAUUCCCUUUGUGAAGAAGUGGUUACUAUCAAAGGCGAAGGUAUCCCACUACUCUUCGAUCUCUAUGAAGGUUGCCAAAAGAGUUUCGAUUUGGGGCCUGUGAAAGUGGGCGAUAAAAUAGUGCGCACCAUAGAAGUGAUGAAUCACAGUAAAGUACCGAUUAAUGCCAGUUUUAUAUUUAGAGACAUGUAUCCAAUUAUAGAAGACACGACUAAUUCUGAAAUGACUAGCGUAUGUCUGAGCCCUAGUACUGUGAAUGUACAAGCGAGUGCUGGACCAUCGAGAGGGAAAAUGUUACAAAAGCACAAAGAUGACCAAAUUCGAGAGCAAAUAGCGAUGGACAUACAAAAUGCAUUGUCUUCCCUGAAAGUCGUCCCCAACAAAUGUAUUAUUAAACCAUACAGAAAGGUUCCCCUGAAAAUACAGUUUAAACCAGUCGGAAUGAUAAGUACUCUCAAUGUUCAGUUGAACAUGACCGUAUUUGAUUUCGAAAGACCGCUAGUACGUUUGAGUGGAAGCGCAACGGGCAUGAGUCUUUGCUUCAGUCAGAACUCAUUGCAAUUCGGUCGCGUUCGCAAACGCGGUUGCAAGAUAUUGAAAGUUAUGUUGUUGAACAAAGGGGACUUUGGUGCCAGAUUUUGGUGGCAACCGUUAAUUUCGGACGAAUUUACAAUAUCUCCUAUGCAGGGGAAUGUUGCUGCUCGGACUAACGUUACGUUUACAAUAACAUUUCGACCUAUCAACCAUAAUCCAUUUAUCAAAGUGUGGGCAAGUUGCAAUAUAGAAAACUACCCACCAUUAGAGUUGGCCCUAUAUGGCACGUGUGUGGACAUUGGAAACAUUCAGAACAAAACAUUAUACUUGGAGUGCCCUGUGAGAGAAGUGCAGACUGAAUAUGUAAUUGUUACGAAUCCUUCUGAUGACAUGUGGUUAGUUUUAUCGGAAGUUUCUGGAGGACCAUUCGACACACUUAAAGAGUUUCAUGUAGAACCAAACUCUACAUUUGAAAUUCCUGUGCACUUUAAGCCUAAAACUAUUGGGAAACACGAGGCUCAAGUCCUUUACUCGCCUCUCGGUGAGAGCGCGUUGUUUAUAACUCUGAUAGGAGCUGCAACACAUCCUAAUCCAAAUGGCAAUAUAUUGAUCACCGUACCAGCUAAAGAGUCGCACACACAAGAGCUACUCGUACAUAAUAUUACGGAGUUUCCAGAAUCGUACAACGUCUCUACGGAGCUGGUAAAAAUGGUGCCUGAUAAAUUUGAAGGAUAUUACGAAAUUAAGCACCCUGAGACUAUCAAGGUGUGGGGAGAAGCAUCUGCAACGUGCCGCUGGACCUACGUCUGCUACGAAGAGUGCGAGAUGCAAUUGAAAGUAAUGUUCGUGAACGAAUUAACUCGCGAAUAUCAAUUUUACAAUAUAACCACGACGGUGACGCCGAGCAAAAUAGUUGACACGCUGAAGUUCGUUUCUCGCGCGAGAGAGUCCGUCCAGAAGGAGCUAACGAUUAGCAACCCGUUGUCGAACGAUGCCGACUUUUAUAUUCGAUGCGAUAAGCUCAAAUGUCCUGAAAUGCUCACUAUUGGCAGGAACUCUGAGGAAAUACUUGUGAUGACUUAUUCACCUCUCGUGGUGGGCGAAACGGAAGAUUUCUUGGAAGUGGUUAACCACCUUAUCGGUUCAUAUAUUUAUAAGGUUGUAUUGAAAUGUCUACCAGCUAAAGAAAAAAAUCUAGAUUUUACCACAGCGCUCGGAACUAUCAUUCCCAUCCGAUUAAGAGUACAUAAUAAAACAGAUGGAAAAACCACUUUUACAACUACGGUUUCCCAUCCAUCUAUACAAGCAGAUAAAGAAUAUACACUGGGACCUUUCGAUAAAGGCAAAUUUUUGGUAUGGUUUGAACCAAUGGAGCUGGGAACGCAAAUGUGCAAAGUAUCAUUUAAUUCCCUCGCUGCUGGCGAAUUCAUUUUUAAUAUAAAAGGUAUAGGCUUGGAACCUAAGCCUCAGGGUCCUUAUGAUAUUAAAGCUGGGAGCUACACUAUGAUUCGUUUUAAAAAUGUGUUUGAAGACUCCAGAGUGUUCAAAAUAUAUGUAGACCGAGAAGAGUUUUACGUAAAAGUAUUGUAUGAAACAAUUAAACCUAAGAAGGAUACCAAAGUUUACGUGUACCUGAUUGAUAGACCACCGCAGGGCUGGGCCGAGAAUCCAACUGGCAGCCUUACGAUUGAGACGUAUGAACCAGCUGAACCUAAAGUGCAGUGGACCUUCUUUCUUCAAGGAAUGCCUUAGUUUAUAAAUGUUAUUUUAUUUCUUAGUGAUUCAUUUAUUCUCAUGUCUUUAAGGCAAUACAAAAUUAAAGUACUAUGCGAAUUGUAAA